CACUGCGUGCUGACUUUUUCCUUAACAAUGGUGCUUCGUACAGCUCUCGUUUCCGCUGGAAAGCGCAUGGCCAUGGCGGCUGCAAGCCAGGCGGCUCGCCGAAGUGCCCUCCAGGCCACUGCCUCCCGUGGUAUGGCUAGCCAGACCCUUGAGCUCUCGACCUACCUCGAGAGUAAGAUUGGUGCCCUGGCUGGCGCGGAAGACUCGGGAAAGAAGUACGCCGAAACUGGAUCCGUCAUUUCCGUAGGAGAUGGUAUCGCUCGUGUGUACGGCCUCUCCAAUGUCCAGGCCGGAGAGAUGGUUGUCUUUUCCGCGGGUCUCCGUGGAAUGGCUCUCAACUUGGAAGAAGACAAUGUCGGGGUCGUUAUCUUUGGUGACGAUCGGGACAUUCUCGAAGGUGAUACCGUCAAGCGAACAGGUGCUAUUGUCGACGUUCCCGUUGGUAACGAACUUCUUGGACGCGUGGUGGAUGGUAUUGGACAGCCCAUUGAUGGUGGUGCUAGUCUCGAAAAGUGCAAGCGCUCUCGUGCCGAAGUCAAAGCCCCCGGUAUCAUCCCCAGAGAGUCCGUGUCCGAACCCAUGCUUACCGGUCUCAAGGCCGUCGAUGCCUUGAUCCCUAUUGGACGUGGACAGCGUGAACUGAUCAUUGGAGAUCGCCAAACUGGAAAGACAGCCAUUGCUAUUGAUACCAUUAUUAAUCAGAAGACCAAAGCCGAGCCGCUGGCGUGCAUUUACGUUGGUGUCGGGCAGAAGCGAUCCACUAUUGCUCAGCUCGUCGGACAGCUCGACGAGCGUGGAGCCAUGGACAACUGUAUCAUUGUCGCUGCCACCGCUUCCGAUGCCGCUCCUUUGCAGUUUUUGGCGCCUUACACGGGUGCUGCCAUGGGUGAAUUCUUCCGCGAUAAUGGCAAACACGCCGUGAUUUUCUACGAUGAUCUUUCCAAGCAAGCUGUCGCCUACCGUCAAAUGUCUCUCUUACUCCGUCGUCCCCCCGGUCGCGAAGCCUACCCUGGUGAUGUUUUCUACCUCCAUUCUCGUCUCCUCGAACGUGCCGCCAAGAUGCACCGCAACAAUGGUGGAGGUUCAUUGACCGCCCUUCCCGUUAUUGAGACUCAGGCUGGAGACGUGUCCGCCUAUAUUCCGACUAACGUGAUUUCCAUUACGGAUGGUCAGAUUUUCUUGGAGUCCGAACUGUUCUACCAAGGUCAGCGCCCCGCCAUUUCUGUCGGUCUUUCCGUGUCACGUGUCGGUUCCGCCGCACAGUACAAGGCCACAAAGGCGGUUGCCGGUACCAUGAAACUGGAACUCGCUCAGUAUCGUGAGGUUGCGGCGUUUGCCAAGUUCGGUUCCGAUUUGGACCCCGCCACUCAACAGCAGCUCAACCGCGGAGUCCGUUUGUACGAACUCCUCAAGCAAGGACAAUACCAGCCCUACGAACCGGAGGAAGUUGUGGCCGCCCUGUUCAUUGGUGUUAAAGGAUACUGCGAUCGCAUUGACGUUGAACACGUCCAGGGAUUUGAAGUUGCCUUCCUCGCGCAUGUCAAGGGUGUCCACUCCAAGGUUUUGGCGGACAUUGUGUCUGCCGGAUACGUGCUCACCGAAGAUGCCGAGAAGAAGAUGCACGAAAUUGCCGAGGCCUUUACCAGUGGAUACUCUCCUUAAACAACUGAUUUACUGUUAGUAGUAUCAAUAACCCAACGCUGUGGUUUCAACAUAUUUUG
This is a messenger RNA of Phaeodactylum tricornutum CCAP 1055/1, 1721 nucleotides long. It is a transcript of the gene Atp1, whose product is annotated as synthase of mitochondrial ATP synthase. Gene Ontology annotation, biological process: proton transmembrane transport; proton motive force-driven ATP synthesis. Bases 28 to 1662 code for a protein of 544 amino acids. Gene Ontology annotation, molecular function: ADP binding; proton-transporting ATP synthase activity, rotational mechanism; ATP binding. The record is from RefSeq and is a predicted model, not a curated record. NCBI's taxonomy places the organism in Eukaryota, Bacillariophyta, Bacillariophyceae, Surirellales, Neidiaceae. The transcript is spliced from 2 exons.